CUCCCUUUCUCCCUCAGUGGGCCACAUUUAAAUCAUUAGUAAGUCACCUGCCCACACCUACACAGCACGCACACCUCGCACACACACGCACAUACAUCCUAUCUACUAAGUGCGUGCAAGAAACGUGUGCUGCGGUGAGCAUGGGGGGUACCAAGCCCAAGGAGGACCGGGUGAUGCUGGCGGUGGAGCACGUGCAGCAGCGCCACACCUGGGACUGUGGCCUGGCCUGCGUCAACAUGGUCCUCCCGCCGGCAGCAAGGGUCAAGUUCUCCUCUCAGCUCUACGAAAUAUGUCAGGAGGAAGGCUUCGGCAAGAGUACAUGGAGCAUUGACCUUGCGUAUUUGCUUCAGAGGUUUGGCAUCAAGCACUGCUACAUGACAAUAACUUUGGGUGUCGACCCAGGAUUCUCCUCUGAAACUUUCUAUGACCAUGUCCUCCACAAAGAUGCCCAGAGAGUGACGGAACGCUUCCGGGCAGCUAAGGACCACGGGGUGGUGGUGCAGCAGGGCACUGCCUCUAUCAAUGACAUCCUUAGCCACCUGUACCAGGAAGGCCCUGUCAUCCUGCUUACCAAUGCUCACCUGCUCGUGUGUGUCAAGUGUGUGCGGGGCGCCAUGCCUCAGCUGCGCUCCUGCUUCCCCUGCACGCCACCCUACCAGGGCCACUAUGUCCUCCUCAUUGGCUUUGACAUGAAGAACAGCCACAUCUAUUAUAGGAAUCCCUCGUUUGGUAAUCGCAUCUGUACCAUAUCCUUCGCUAAGCUAGACAAGGCACGGAGGAGUUAUGGCACGGAUGAAGAUAUAAUAUUUAUUUAUAACUACCAUCCUUGUGAGUGUUUAAGCCCUAACUAGAGCAGCCAGUUCUUUAUUGGUGUUGAUUAGUAUUAAGUAAUGACCAUAGUUCAAAGAAAGGGAUUCAGGGAUCGGGAGCUGUGUUGUGUCACUAUGGUUGUGGUGAGACACCGGAAGGCCUCUCGCUUUACAUAAGAUUUGAACUUUUUCCCCUUGAUUAGUUUCUCUUGUCUCUCAAAGUUCCUCCAGUCUAAAUUGAUGAUCCUUGAACAAAAGUGUAUUAUGAGUUUGUGCUCCAAAAGUUUAGUCUCAAAAGUUAUGUACAUUGGUUAGUUUCUAUUAAGUAUUCAGAGUGAUAGAAAGGGUGAAUUCAUGCAUGAGGCAAUUUGAAAAUUCACUUGUGCAUAUUAAAACUUUGGGAUCAAGUUUGGUGCCAAUUGGUUUAUUUCAUCAAGCAGUAGUUGUAGCAAUGUCUGUGCAGCUGUCCCCUGGAGGUUGUGUAGCAGUGAUGAGGGACUGGUGCUUCACAGGGCUCAGUAACCACACUUAGUUACUGACUUACACGCCAUACCACUGACUGCCUCUGACCCAGUGUUGUGCCCGUCCUGCAUGAUUGCCACACCACCUCAUUCACUUCAUUGUUUCUUAAUAACAUGCAGUCAAAUCUCAUUAACUUGUGCUUUACUGAUUCAUAAUCAUGAACAUGAAAACUUGAGGCUCAUAUGGAAAAAAGUCAUUCCUAAAGAUUCAACUAAUUUGUGGGUUCUCAAAGGGUGACAGGAGCCAUUCUUAGCUUGGUGUUCAUGUGAUGUGGAAUCUGUGUGGAUAUUGUUUCUUUUAAAGGUUACAUUAUGACUUCCGUGGCAGUUAUUUGUGUAAAGUUGACAUUAUUGUUCUGAUGUGUAUUAACAUGCCUAUAACACUUCAUCAAGCUUUGUGGGUGUGCAUUUUGUGCUUGGCAGAAAAACAUAGAUUUGCCUCACUUGUUAAAUUAUACAUCACUAUUUCAAUAUAAAGGACACUUAAUAUUAUAUUUUACUAAAAUUACAGUAAUGGGUACAAAAUAUCAUGUGUGCUGCACUGAAUAUUGCAAUCAGGAAUGCUAGGAAAAGUGUCCCGGAGAGCCACUCUUCAUGCUGCCAGAGGUCUCUGCCAAUCUUCAGCAGGAUGAAGUAUUUUGUUCCAUUAGUUUUCUUCAGUGUGGUAAUUCACACGGGAUUGAACCCAAUUAACACAAGCUAAUGAGAUUUCACUGUACUAAUUUUUCUAGAUCUUGUAGCAGAUAAGUAGUUUAUUCAGAGAGUGCAAGCUAACACAGGCCGCCGUUGGCCCCUGAUGCAGCAGAGCAACCCUGCUCGGUGCCGCUGCUGCUGCUGCAUGCUGUGUGCUAUCUUGUCCCACUGGGAAGAGAACAGACAGUUGCAGAAAGGCAGCCUAAUUUGUUUUGUUUACUUCUAUAUAGUUUACAAGUGAGAAAAAUAUAUUUUGCAGAAAAGAGAAUCUAUGUCAUUAUAAGCAGGUAUAUUUAAGGUUACUUGCAAAGUAUGUAUUAUAAUAUUUUUUUAUAUAAUGUUCCUUUUGUGUGUGUGUAUAAUGAGUGACUAUUCUAUUUUGAAACUAACACAUGGCCAACAUUUAACUGCCAUUACACCACCAAAUACAGAAUCUUUCCUGUUAACGGUUUUCAGGAAUAGAUGAGUGAGUGUCGGCAAAGUGUAAGGUAAGAGCUGAGAGUGAAUGCUCAUUAAAUACUGCCAGAGCUCCAGUGCAUUCUGCUUCCGUGUCACACACUGCCCAGUUUGCACUAAAAAAAAAAAAAAAAAAAAAAAAAUAUAUAUAUAUAUAUAUAUAUAUAUAUAUAUAUAUAUAUAUAUAUAUAUAUAUAUAUAUAUAUAUAUAUAUAUAUAUAUAUAUAUGAACCCCAAGACUUCUGAGGUACAAAGUGUUAACCAGCGUAGGAAAGAGGAAGGACAGUCAGUGCCUGGCCAGCCACUCGCUGUGAGUGUGGUGGUGGCCAGUGUGUGUUUGUGUACAAUUACCUCAUGUCUCUUUAAUGGGGCAAGUGUCUCAUGCACUAUUUAUUUCCCCAACCUUCCUGUUGUUAUUGCGUUGCUGUCUAUUACUUUACUGGACUUGUCAUAAGUAUGUCAUGUGAUUAGGCUAACUAAUGGAUGUGCUUCCCCUAUUUUGAUAUCGUGUACAGUACUUCUUGUAUGUCCGUCUCAAUAAACAUUUGUGCUGACAACUAAAA
Messenger RNA from Portunus trituberculatus (swimming crab), 3042 nucleotides. RefSeq names its product protein GUCD1-like. The record is from RefSeq and is a predicted model, not a curated record. The transcript has 4 exons. Lineage: Eukaryota; Metazoa; Arthropoda; Malacostraca; Decapoda; Portunidae. The coding region runs from base 141 to 851 and encodes 236 amino acids.